AUGGAUUGUAAAUUGAUAUUUGAAGAGAAAGAGGAAGGCAAAGAACUGAUUUGCUAUGUUCAUAUGAUAGCUUACUAUGUUCUAAGAAUACUAGACGGUAUCUGUGGGGCGAUUCACAAUACGUAUCACUUACAAGCCUACUUUUCUCGUCUUCUGGUACUUGGUUUUCUGAUGGACAUGGUUUUAGCUGCAACUGAUGCUCCACAACAAGCUAUCACGCACCCGAGUAACAACAACAAACCCUGGGUGAUCGGUGGUGUCGUCACUGCUUCUGUCCUUCUCCUUGCAAUUUUCAAUCUUCUUGUUUGGUACCUAUGUUCCCGAAGAAGAAAACUCCACAAGAGUGUCCAGCUGAGUAACUUGGAAUUCGAAUACGAAGGUGGGCCCGCCUACACUCUGUUUUCCUUCAGCGAGAUCGAGAUUGCAACUAAUAACUUCGACAAGGUUCGAGUUAUCGGCGAGGGUGGGUUCGGGAAGGUCUACAUUGGAACACUCAAGGAUGGGACCACCGUAGCUAUCAAACGCGGGAGUACACGUUACCACCAAGGCGAGAAGGAAUUCAGAGCUGAGAUUACAGUCCUUCUGAGGCUCCGCCAUUUUCAUCUCAUUUCUUUACUCGGUUGUUGUAACGAAAACUCAGAGAUGAUCCUCGUAUAUGAGUACAUGGAUAACGGAACCCUCCGUCAGCAUCUUUAUGACAGAGAAAACACCCAACCAACCAACGAACCAUUAACAUGGGCCCAGCGGCUCAAGAUCGCUAUACAAUCGGCAAGCGGUUUACACUAUCUUCACACGGGUUUCCAGAGUCCCAUCAUCCACCGCGAUGUGAAAACAUCCAACAUUCUCUUAAACAAAAAUCUCAAUGCCAAAGUGUCUGAUUUCGGACUAUCAAGAGAGCGCCCUGUUGUGGAUAACGCUCUAAGCAGUGCUGUGAAGGGUAGUUUCGGGUAUAUAGACCCGGAAUAUUACCGGCGACAUAGGUUGACUGAGAAGUCGGACGUGUAUUCUUUCGGCGUUGUGCUUUUUGAAAUAUUAUUUGGCCUCCCUGCCCUGGACUCGACACGUCCCACAGAGCAACAGAUGUUGUCUGAAUGGGCCCUACACUGUUACAGAGAUGACAUUCUUGAUCAGAAUAUCGACCCGUAUCUCAUGGGUGAAAUUUUGCCCCAAUGCUUGGAGAUAUAUGUCAAAACUGCAACCUCGUGUCUUGCUGACAAGGGAGAAGAUAGGCCCUCAAUGGGGGAUGUACUUGUGAGUCUCCAGCGGGCCUUGGCUCUUCAAGAGAGUCGGGAUGUUUUCCUCCAGAUGCCACCCGAAUUGUAG
This is a messenger RNA of Lactuca saligna, 1323 nucleotides long. NCBI's taxonomy places the organism in Eukaryota, Viridiplantae, Streptophyta, Magnoliopsida, Asterales, Asteraceae. The record is from the annotation of a GenBank genome assembly.